AUGCAGGAGCCCAGCCAUGAUGGACACAUCGCAAAACUCACCCCGCGACGCGACCAGACUACGGGCCUUCGAGAGCCAGCUUCGUCCAAUAAGAGGAAAAGAGAGGAUGAUGAUGACCUGAGAGACGCAAUUCCCUUAUCCAAAAAGGCAUUCAUAGUCAAACCGUGUCCAAAUUCACAAUACGAUAAACCUUACACCUUUACACCACUCGCCUUACUCCCUCGUGCCCGUCUACCGCUGUCAUGUCUCGAUACGGCAGCGAAUAUUCUACCAGCAAAUCGACUGUUCGUCUCACGAUCUGGAUUAACGCAGUGUGAAUCAGACAAGGGGGAAGGCCGGGUAUGCAAGCACAGGCUCCUAGUUGCUCGACUCGACUCGGAUAAGCGAUUAUAUGCCGUGGAGAAUGUACAAGAUAAUGUUUAUGCGUUGUGCAAGCUUGCAGACUGGCUCACUACAGAACGCGUCCUUCAAUUUGCCGCCACGGAAGGACGAGAGAAAAUUCUACUUCAGCACCCCAGUCUCCGGGCUGUAAGUCAGGAUGAGAAAUGGUGGAAACCGGCAAUCCUGGACGGAGGUCAAAGCGAACAACCACGUAAAGCAGACACCCAAGCGCCUAGAUUGUUUAUGUGCCACGAUAUCCUUGGCACGUUACCAGAGACGAAGCCAGCGCAAGUGCCAAAUGCGAUACAACAAAAUACUACGAAAGCGGAUAGACCAGACACAACAGAGCACAUAGAAGUUGAACAAGAACCAACAGCACCAUCUCCAGAGAAGGCCUUCGAAGGCUUCGUGCUCCAGUACCUCGAGGCGCUGUACCUCUCCAGAACUUCACUUGCGUAUCUUGCUAAAGGGCCUCUCUCAAAAGCUAGGGCUGCUUUUGCAGGCAAAGAUGAAUCCAUGGAGCCACGUCAUCUUGUGUCGUAUCUCCGGAGCAUGGUAUUUAGCUUGCCAAUAAUGGACAAAAAGUACAAGAUGAAGCUUCCCGAGAUAUUACGCGACGCACAUCUCGACGAUAUAGACGAUAACUACAACACGAAGUCUGUGGCAACUCUACUCAGGCGUGACAAGUCUAAAAAACAGCUCAAGCUCAAUCGAGAUGGCAUGUACGCCAAGGAAGAUCAGGUGGUUAAGCGGUGGUGGAAGUUUCAUGACACAACGACCACGUACUCCACGGAACAAAAGCCAGAUGCAAUCAUAAGUACAAGGCUGGCAGAUCUAAAGCAACGGGAGAUUUUGGCACAGAUAAUCCUGAUUCUGGAAACCCUUUCACUGGAAACCUCACCUUCCUUUAAGACUGCUGCAAAUCCAGAUGGAGAGCAUUUGCCGGCACUAAAGGGAGCUCUCGAGGAUGUAAAAGCUAAGAGAUCGAAAGUAAAGAAGCCACAUGACCUGAAACUGCUACUAGACCUUCUCCUGGACAGGCUUUGUAUCUGGCAAUCUGUCGAGAAUGACCUGGGCUCCAUGGAUGCCAUCAACAAAAUGGAUGUCUCGAAUGCGAACUCGGCGAAAGUGACCAACAGCGAUAGAUUAAGAGACUUUUGUGUCGAGGUCAUCAUUCCAUUUUACAUGAGCCGAAUUCCAGAACAAGCCGCUAUGGUCAACCGAAAGCUCGGUGGUCCGAAAGCAAUCUCACCGCCGAAGAAGCCGUCAUCCAAACACAACGCAAUCCAGAAGCGGCCAGGCGCCCCCGAGACACGACCUGAUUCGCGGAGAAAACCACGAGAACCAUUGGGACGGAUUGCGACAGGUCCAACAAUAUCGAAAUCCAUGCGACCCCCGUCUCUUGCAAGAUCAGCCACAGAUUCGGCGAUUAUCCCUGGUCUCAAAUCAGAGAGAAGUGAUACACCACUUUCAGCUAUUCCGCUCGACAGGGGUUCGUCCGUCUCUAGUCGCGCUCCCAUAUCUCAAUACCAUCGAUUCGCAUCUCGAGAGGUAGACUUGACGGCCAUGUCAACUGUCACUGCUGCUAAGAGGAAGAGGAAGGAGGCAAUUGAGGAGCAGUUGAAACAGGCAAUUAGCACCCUUAAAAAGCCGAACCGAGGGCUAGCUGUCAAAGAGUUUGUGGACUCAGCUGACUUAAGGGCCAAUAAGUCCAGCACAAAAGUCAAGAGAACCGCUGGAAUCAAAAGUGUUCCACCUGUGCAGGUCACGGCAACACCGAAGCGAGCCAGAACCUCAAAAUAUCACACUCAGUCUCAGUCUCCAGCAGAAGAGCCGAGCCAACCGUCCAUGUAUGAACAAGAGCAACUACCGUCCAGCGCCUCCUAUGUCCCAUCGUCUGCUAUUCGACCUCCUCAUUCGGCAUGUGUACCUGGUACUGUGCUCAAAAGUCGACAGUCACACGCCCCGAACGCAACUCGUUCAAAUGGUGUAGAAGAAACACCAUCUCGCGGUCCGGCAAAGAGGAUUUCGGACUAUUCAGAACUGGGCAAAGUCAAGCUACCAACGCCAGGACAAGUUCUGCAAACGCCGAUCAGACCAAUGAAUAAAAGCCUCCCAAACGUUACUUGUAAUGCCAUGGGUUCACCGAUUGCUAGACCCCUAUUCCAGCGCAUGGAUAAAAAACCGCCGUCCAAGCCAGCGGCUACACUAGAAGCGUUUGCUCCUACUGAGCAGACCCAGUCACUCAGAAAUAUGGAGCAUAUCGAGAAGCGUGAUCAUAGUAUCUUUACUACACCGGUGAAGAAGCCACUUGCCGUCGAUACGAAGGCAGGAAGGGACGAGAAUACGGCGACGAAUAUAUACGAUAUGCUGGGUUGGAAUGAUGAUGACGAUGAUGCUGAUGAACUUGCCUUUUAG
Molecule: messenger RNA, 2799 nt
Organism: Pseudovirgaria hyperparasitica
Lineage: Eukaryota; Fungi; Ascomycota; Dothideomycetes; Acrospermales; Acrospermaceae
Exons: 3
Coding region: 1-2799 (932 amino acids)
Biological process (GO): DNA replication initiation
Cellular component (GO): DNA replication preinitiation complex
Source: RefSeq, a predicted model, not a curated record